Olea europaea var. sylvestris is the source of this 1828-nucleotide messenger RNA. RefSeq names its product berberine bridge enzyme-like 8. The coding region runs from base 54 to 1664 and encodes 536 amino acids. The record is from RefSeq and is a predicted model, not a curated record. The transcript has a single exon. NCBI's taxonomy places the organism in Eukaryota, Viridiplantae, Streptophyta, Magnoliopsida, Lamiales, Oleaceae. Gene Ontology annotation, molecular function: FAD binding; oxidoreductase activity.
UAGACCAUUUUUUAUGCUCUGCAAUACACAAAUUAUUCAGCCUUAACAAAGAGAUGAAGAUUCCAAGUAUUUGUUUGGUUCUUUUUGCUUUUGACGUCCUCUUUUUGUGUUCAUGGACAGUUUCGUCUAAUGGACAUGAUAAUUUUCUUCAAUGUAUGUACCUUCAAUCCAACAAUCUCAACUCAAUCUCCAAUAUCAUUUACACACCAAAAAAUAGUUCAUAUUCAUCCAUCCUCGAUUUCUCCAUACAAAAUCUUCGUUUCGCUUCAGAAACAACACCAAAACCAUUAGUCAUUGUUACCCCUGUGCAUGAAUCUCAGAUUCAACCUGUCAUUUAUUGCGCCAAAGAAAAUGGAAUGCAAAUACGGGUUCGAAGUGGUGGCCAUGACUUUGAAGGCCUUUCUUACACAUCGGAAGUCCCAUUUGUCGUCGUUGAUCUUGUCAACCUACGGGAAAUAAACGUUAACGUUGAGCAGAAAAACGCAUGGGUUCAGGCUGGUGCAAGACUCGGCGAACUUUAUUAUAGAAUUGCAGAGAAAAGUCGAACCUUGGGGUUUCCUGGUGGUACUUGCCCAACCGUUGGCACUGGAGGACAUAUCAGUGGAGGAGGGUAUGGAACUUUGAUUAGAAAGUAUGGGCUAGCUGCUGAUCAUGUAAUUGAUGCACGCAUCAUUGACGUGAAUGGAAGAAUUCUCGACAGAAAAUCCAUGGGCGAAGAUCUCUUCUGGGCUCUAAGAGGAGGCGGAGGUGCCAGUUUUGGAAUCAUUCUCGCUUGGAAACUACAGUUGGUGGAGGUUCCAGAAAAAGUCACAGUAUUCACAGUUGCCAGGACUUUAGAGCAGAAUGCAGCAAAUAUUGUUCACCGAUGGCAGUACAUCGCACACAAAUUCGAUGAAGACUUGACCGUUAGAGUCUAUAUAGGAAGGGUCAAUUCAAGCCAAGAUGGCAAACAAACUGUUCAGGCCUCAUUUCAUUCAUUGUUUCUUGGUGGAGUCGACAGAUUGCUUCCACUGAUGCAGCAAAGCUUCCCUGAGUUGGGUUUGCAAAGAGAAGAUUGCACGGAAAUGAGCUGGAUAGAAUCAUCCUUAUACAGCUACAAUCUUCCCAUAGGAUCACCUGAUUUUUUGUUGAAUAGAACUGAGGCAAAUCUACGACACUAUAAAGCUAAAUCAGACUAUGUUCAGAAACCAAUUUCUAAGAAUGGGCUUGAAAGCAUUUGGAAACGAUUUUUGGACAACGAUUCCGGGGAUGCUAGUAUGGUGUUGAUUCCAUAUGGCGGAAGAAUGGAUGAAGUUUCAGAAUCUGCCACUCCCUUUCCACACAGAGCUGGUAAUUUGUACAAAAUCUUUUACAUUGUGAAUUGGGAUGACGAAGAGGCAUCGGAUAGGUAUUUGAAUUGGAUUCGAAGACUUUACAGUUACAUGGCUCCUUAUGUUUCAAAAUUUCCGAGAGCAGCAUACGUCAAUUACAAAGAUCUAGAUCUAGGUGUUAAUGACAAGGACAAUACUAGCUAUGCACGAGCAAGCAUUUGGGGACUCAAAUAUUUUAAGAAUAAUUUCAAUAGGCUUGUUCAAGUGAAAACCAAGGUCGAUCCAUCUAAUUUUUUCAGAAAUGAGCAAAGUAUUCCACCCCUAAACUCAAGAUGGACCAAGAAUGGGAAGUAAGAAUUAUUGGAAAAAAUUCUUAACUUUAUUCUGGAUUCUCAUAGUAAAGUUGCUUAUUGAUUUACUUUUAUUACUGUGAUUAGGACAAUAAAUCGAUUUCACCUGUGCCAACAAAUAUAGUAUUCGUGAAAAGUUAUUUUAUUAAUAAAAUACACCAUUUUAUA